AUGUCAGACAAGAAAUCCGACGACGUGCUCCCCAUGGCGAAUGGGAACGGGAAUGGCGUCGCCAACGGCCACAAUGGCGACGCCCACAAGGCCAGGCCGUUUCCCAGCUUUACGCCCGCCCAGUCCAAGACGGAUGCCCUCAAGGGUCUGUCGCCGUCCUUGUCGUCGCUGGAUAACAGCCGUGGCGCGUCUGUGUUUGCGUACUGUUUGAGUUCUAUGAGUAUGACGAUUGUGAAUAAGUAUGUUGUUUCGGGAUCGAACUGGAACAUGAAUUUGCUGUAUCUCGCUGUUCAGUCGAUUGUCGGAACAGCAGCCAUUAUCAUGUGCAAACAGGCUGGCAUGAUCAAGGGACUAGGUCGCUUUGAUUCGCAAAAGGCAAAGACGUGGUUUCCCAUUGCCUUGCUUCUCGUUGCCAUGAUUUACACUGGCAACAAAGCCUUGCAGUACCUGUCUGUGCCUGUGUACACCAUCUUCAAGAAUCUGACCAUCAUUGUCAUUGCCUACGGAGAGGUCCUCUGGUUUGGAAGCAGUGUCACGCCUUUGACGCUUGUUUCGUUCGUCAUGAUGGUGUUUAGUUCUGUUAUCGCCGCCUGGGCUGAUGCAAAGAAUGCCUCCACUGCAGCCGCCAUGACGACUCUCAACCUUGGCUACGGCUGGAUGGGCAUUAAUGUCUUUUGCGCGGCUUUGUAUGCUCUGAGCAUGAACAAGGUUAUCAAGAAGACGGGUUUUAACAACUGGGAAGUCAUGUACUACAACAACCUCCUUACCAUUCCGGUUCUCAUCAUUUCAUCCCUUCUUGUCGAGGACUGGUCGUCCGCCAACUUGAGCAGCAACUUCCCCGCCUCUUCCCGCAACAGCAUGUGCAUCGGUAUGAUCUACUCUGGUCUCGGCGCCAUCUUCAUCUCCUACUCGACGGCGUGGUGUGUCCGUGCUACGUCUUCUACGACCUAUGCCAUGGUUGGCGCGCUCAACAAGUUGCCUGUGGCCAUUAUGGGCAUUGUGUUUUUCGCCGCCCCCGUCACCUUUGGCAGUGUGUCUGCCAUCUUCCUAGGUUUCGUCAGUGGCAUCGUGUAUACGGUGGCCAAGCUGCAGAAGGGCAAGGAGAAGGCUCAACCGGCGUUGCCGCUCACCAACAAGCGGUAA
Pochonia chlamydosporia 170 is the source of this 1143-nucleotide messenger RNA. RefSeq names its product GDP-mannose transporter. The record is from RefSeq and is a predicted model, not a curated record. Gene Ontology annotation, molecular function: GDP-mannose transmembrane transporter activity; antiporter activity. The coding region runs from base 1 to 1143 and encodes 380 amino acids. The transcript is spliced from 4 exons. Gene Ontology annotation, cellular component: Golgi apparatus. Gene Ontology annotation, biological process: transmembrane transport. Lineage: Eukaryota; Fungi; Ascomycota; Sordariomycetes; Hypocreales; Clavicipitaceae.